CGUCCCACCUGCUCCAGCGCGAGUCCGCACGCGUCGCGCCGCGCAGCGCGCCAUGGCCUCUCGGGUGACCGCCCUGCUCCUGCCUCUGGCCCUGCUGCUCCAUGCCGCCGCGGCCGCCGGGCCAAGCCAGUUGCGCAUGUCGCCGCCGACGGUGGUCGCACAGCUGGACAUUCAGAAAGUGGAGCUGCAGUGCGAGGUGCUGCUGUCCAGCGCGGCGCCGGGCUGUUCCUGGCUCUACCAGAAGAAUGAACCUGCCGCCCCCCCCGUCUUCCUCAUGUACCUCUCCCAAAGCCGGACCAAGUUGGCGGAAGGGCUGGACUCCAAACAGAUCUCGGGCACGAGGACGCGUGACAACCUCUACAGCCUCACCCUGCAGCGCUUCCGCAAGGAGGACGAAGGCUACUAUUUCUGCUCUGUCCUGAGCAACUCCAUGCUGUACUUCAGCCCCUUCGUGCCGGUCUUCCUGCCAGUCAAGCCCACCCCGACGCCCGCGCCGCGACUACCCACGCGGGCGCCCACCAACGCGUCGCAGCCGAUGUCUCUGCGCCCGAGAAUCUGCCGGCCUGCGGCGGGCAGCGCAGUGGAAAAAAGUGGGCUGGACUUCGCCUGUGAAAUCUACAUCUGGGCACCCCUGGCCGGCACCUGCGCCAUCCUUCUCCUGUCACUGGUCAUCACCGUCAUCUGCAACCACAGGAACCGAAGACGGGUCUGCAAAUGUCCCAGGCCCAUGGUCAGACCAGGAGGCAAGCCCAGCCCUUCAGAGAAAUACGUCUAACAUGGAGAUGGGCCCUGUACGACAGCCACUACAAGACCAAACAGCACUCUCUCUGUGAGAAUAGCAACAGUCCUUCCUUCCUUAUAUAUCCAUUCUAUUAUUUUUUGGGGGGGGUGGGGUGGAAAGGGUGACUUC
Neomonachus schauinslandi (Hawaiian monk seal) is the source of this 910-nucleotide messenger RNA. RefSeq names its product CD8a molecule (gene CD8A). The record is from RefSeq and is a predicted model, not a curated record. Lineage: Eukaryota; Metazoa; Chordata; Mammalia; Carnivora; Phocidae.